Messenger RNA from Schistosoma curassoni, 6806 nucleotides. The record is from the annotation of a GenBank genome assembly. Lineage: Eukaryota; Metazoa; Platyhelminthes; Trematoda; Strigeidida; Schistosomatidae.
CAAAAAUUAGCGUAACAAACCAGAGCGCUCGGUACGGGCUUUUAUGGUGGUGGGUGGUUCAGAUGGUAGAGAAACCUUGGUAUCUAUAAUGAUAUUUCUUUCUUGAUUCAUCUCUAUUCAUUAUAGUAGUGUUAGUAUCUGCUAAAAUAUGCAUUAAUCACCGUUGGGAACUAUCUUAUUAGUCUCAUGUUAACAGUAUAGCGUAGAGCUGGUAAAUAUGUGUACAUUUUUAUUCUUAAUUACAAUAAUUUUAACGUGGAUCAAGGGAGAAGUAAUAGCUCCAAGGAUCACUGCAUUUGAUUGUCAUUAUUAGGAUGAGCUUGCACCAAAUCAUAAUGUCGUGUUGGUAUUCCCAAUCUCCCAAAUUUGGGAAGAUUCCCAAAGUCAAAUGACUUUCACCAAGGUUUAAGGAAAAUUUUGUGUAAUUAUUGUUAAGUUCCCUCAGAUCUGAGGGAAUUUCGGGGUUUCGGUGUCAUUUCUCAAAAAUUUUCUAUAGUGGCUUACCCAAAAAGGGCCAAAUUUUCCCCCAAAAUUGGGAGAUUGGGUUAUUCUUGUAUAUGCUGGGGUUGUAUACUAGUUUUCCAGGCUAGACUAUAAUUUAUGACCAAUCAGGUAUAAAAUAACGAGUGUUGAAUUUAGGCUCAAGAUUCACUCAUCCAUUUGGCUCGAUAGAGCCUUAGCAUUAUUACUGAUGUCAGUUCGUGAUGAAAACCCUAAAUCUAGUCCUAACCUUAACCAUCAAUUGUAAAUCAUAAUUCUAAUCCCUCACACUGGUUUAUAACCCUCAUUUAGUCCUAGUUAGUAGGUGGACUUUUUCAAGGUAACUAAGUUCACUCAAAGGUAGUCCAUAACUUAUGGUUCUACCCAAGACUUUUGAAUGUGCCAAGUGUCCAAACACUGUAUUGAUACUUUGUACUUACCAAUAGGCUUUAUAAAUCUGGUAGUGGACCCAGGUAACGUAGUUAACUCUAUAAAAACAAAUGCUAUUGGUCAUAAAAUCUGUUCUGCUUAUCUCAGGCCCUACAGUUUCAAGAUUACUAAUGUCACAAGCCACCCGAGUGAUUGCUUCUUCGUAAUGAUCCACAUAGUAUGAAGAGAGUCGGUGGUAGCUGAACAAAGGUGUGAUACCAAUUCAUAAUGUUGAAAACCUCAGACUUUGUGAACACCACAAUCACUGGCUUUAUAACCUUCAUCUUCUGUUUCCCAAAUUGAGAUGACGUUGUUCCACUGCCCUGUGGAUCAGACCUUCCGGUCAAUGGCUCGGGGUGUGGCCCCUGAGAAAACGACCUGCUCCGGUUUGGGCACCUAAGUAGUACCCCAGCCCUCACAGAAAUCGAAUGACUUAUGUGGCGCAUAUCUAUUUGGUGCCUCCUAACAAUGUUUGUUUAAAUUAAAUAACAAGAAAUAAUAAUAUUUCCUCACAUCAUCCGUAUAUUACCUUACCUCAUUCUUCGUCACUUCCCUGACUAUAAAUUAGGCAGCGAAUAUUCGAUUAUCAGGAGCGUUAAUAGGCAUAUACAAAUUUGUCACUUUACCCAACUUCUAACAAUACUAACGACCACCCUUGAAUAGACCCUAGUCUGAUAUAUAGAGAAUUAGAAUUUGCUUUUGCUGUUUUAUUCUCCAUGACGUUACUAAGUCCUGCCACUUGGACUAAUAUAUUUCUGUGUAAGUUCACAUUUUUAUACCUGCUGUGGAACAUUUUGAUCAGGGUUUUCAGGAAGCCACUAAUAGACUCACCUUUCUGUUUGCGAAUUCCCUAAAUGAUAUUUAAUUUGUUCCUGUUAGUGCCCGGAUGGAAAAACUCUUAAGGUUGUUUUUACUUCGAAAAAGAGUUUUGAUCUUCAGGUUUCGUGGUUUCUGUACUAGGUUUGUGAAAUUUGACGUCUAAAAAACGAACGUUUUCUGAAAUACACCAUGUUAAAUCGAUAGAUGUCAGGAACUUGCCAGGAGCCUUGUAAAGCAUAGUGUCUUCAAGUAGGAAACUUUUAUUUUCACGCCGCUUUGGAAGCUUAGUCCGUACUUUCAAUUAUAUGUCCCGUCUUUCCAAAGAAUGAACUCGGACUCAUUAAGUAUACAUAAAUAUGUAACUUCUAAUCACUCUUGUUUGCUGUAUUAUAAGGUUGAACAAAUGCUCGAUUCUCCUUCGUCUACUGGGGGAAAUUUAUCGUCCAUAGAGGCUUUAAAUGUAAAAGAAGUAGUUCCUGAAAGCAAUGUGAAGAAGUCGAUCUUACCACUUGAUCUUGUCGACAGUGAAUUAAGUGAUGAGUGUGAUAACAAUGUUGAUUCUCCACCUUCAAAUCAAAUACAUUCGUUGGAUGAAAAUAAUGAGUUAUGGACUAUUAAAGAUGAUAUUGAAGAAACAAAAGAAAAAGUUGGUCGCUGGACACUCAGCUCUGGUGCAGCUAAAAAGGUAUCUAAAAGUAAAUCUGGCAGGCGCAAUAUAAGUCAUUCUAAACCAACUAACAUAGAAGAAGAAAGACUUCAAAUCCAUAGUGAAUCACAACGACUUGUACGAGAAGCUGAUGUACAUUUACCAGUCCACAGACCUAAACAAUUUAAAUGUUUCAGUGAGUUUCGUCAGUCUCUAAAAGGUUGCAAGUCAAAUGAAACCGAAAGUUGUGAAACCUCAUCUCAGAAUAAAUUACUUUCCGAUUGUAACUCUCAUCUUCCACCAAUUCCAGGACAAUCUACCCAAAAUGAAGAGACUGAAAAUAAAAUGGAUACCAAACCAUUCGUCUCACAAUGUUGUUCAGCCGACUAUCCUGUCGACAUUGAUUGCACCACUUUGGAACCACCAUCAAUGUCAUCUGAUGCCAAACCAUCACUCGAUGUUACAAGCGAACCAGAUGUAAUAACCAGUCUGUUACCUCGCCUUGCUGCGAGGAAAUUGAAAAAUGAUGAAAGUGAAGAAUUUUUCAUAGAUUUAGGUGAAUCAAUCCCUACUUCAAUGUCAUCUGUAACUCCUAGUCAAUUAUUAGCUCGUUUAAAAUCUCAUCUUCACGUGUCUCAUGAAAAAGUUGUACGUGGACCCAUCCAAUAUUCAAUCAUAACAAAGGUACAAAGCACUGACGCUGAACGUGAAGAACUGCAGGUAGAAACAGUUACACAUGAACCAUCCAAAGGAUUAUCAACAACUAUGUCAGUUAGUAGAAAACAUUGGUUGGAACACAGAAAAGUCCUCGAAGAAAAAAUGCGUCAAAAACGACUAGAGCAGUAUGAAAUGCGGUUAAAGGAAGAGGGUACAUGUCCAAAGUCAACAAAUGAAAAUACUGGGGAAGUAUCCAAUAGUGACGAAGAAUGGUCAGAAGGAGAUGCAAAUGACAGUGAAAUAUCCGAUGGAAACUCAACUACCGAGGAAGAAAAUAGUAGUGAUGGUGAAAGCGAAGAAGAAGAAGAAGAAGGAAGUGAGUCACUUGACGACGAUGAGGAAGAUGACAAUGUAGUGGUCGGUAGCAAAAAGGCUUCAAGACAGCGUCCUUGUCUCUUUGCUGAUGAUGAAGCAGAAGAAAGUGAAAAUGACGAAGUAUUUUCAGACGCCAAUGAUCUUGAAGAUGAAGAGGUUCUAACAUGUAAAGAUUCUGCGGGUGUAAAACAAAACAAAUCUUGCAGUAAAACUAUUAGUGUCAAUAAUCUAAACAUAGAUUUUGCAAAAAAUAUUGUCAGGUCUCACACCCCUCAGAAACAACAUCUGCAGUUGGAUGAUUUCACAGAUCUACCACAGGAAAGCUCAGGGUUUAAACUUUUUUCAUCUUGCAAUAAUGGUUACAGUUUAAGUCUUCCACAAAGACAUCAUGGAACUCUAGGUCCUGCUGAUAUAGACCUUUUCGCAUCUGAAUGUUCUAGUAUUCUAGACAGAACUAUGAAUCCUCAGUCUAUAUUGGCCUCUACUCGUUUAGAUGGAACUACCAUCGGUGACGAAAACAAGUCUCGAUUUACCCGUAAUUCAUCUUCUCAUAGUCAAUGGAAUAAUACACCUUAUGAAUUACUGUAUUCUCAAAAGCCAAACAGUCAAUUGCUAGCUUCCAGAUCAGAGUCUGUCACUCAAGAGUCCACUGAUGACAAUCAUAUAAUGACGUCUAACCCUCAUAAUAUAUCAUCUCAGGACACGGUCUUAUUAUCUCAAGAACCAACUCAACUAACAUCUCAGCUAGAUCCUACGAUUAUAAUAUCUGAGGAAACGAAUUCAAGUCUUCAAUCACAAGUUCUCCACGAAAACCGUCGUCAUCUAUUCGGUGAAUCAGUGAGUGACCAGUCAGGAUUGUUUGUGGACAUCCUUACAAAGUCAAGUGUCGAAAACAGCAAUGCUGAUUCUCAGGUUCACCAUGAAAAUCGUCACAAUCUCUUCGGUGGAUCGAUGUGUGACAAAUCUCAAGUAGUUGUGGAUCCGGUCACAACUAAAUCCUUUGAUGAGAAUGGUGAUAUAGAUUCUCAGGUUCUCCAUAACGAUCGUUGUAAUCUUUUUGGAGGAUCAAUCAAUAACCAAUCACAAGAACUUAUCGAUGAGACUACAAAAUCAAUCACAGAUUCCCUAACUAAUCACGAUAAUCAUCGUAUUUUGUUUGGAGGAUCAAUAGGUACUCAAUCGCAAGCUUUCAUGGGUUUGGCUGAUGAUAAUGAUCUGGAUUCCCAGAUUCGACAUGAAAAGCAUGGUAAUCUAUUCAGCGGAUCAAUAUGUGUCCCGUUACAAGAAUCAACAAAUGAAGUGAAAAACUCAAUUAUCAAUAGUAAUAAUUCAGAUUCUCAUGAAAACUGUCGUAAUCCAUUUGGCGAGUCUACAUGUGACCAAUCACAAGGCUUUGUCAAUGAAAGUGUAAAGUCAGCUGUAAAUAAUCAUGAUGAUCCAGACUUUCAGGAAUCUGAGCACCCUAUUUCUGUGUUUACGACUCAAAAUUCAUCUCGUCGACGAAUUUUAGUUUUUGAUGAAGAUGAUGAAGAAGAAGAAGGGAAUGAAGAAAAGAAGGAUAAUAGCUGUAUUGAACCAGCUUCACUCAUACGGAAUAAUCCUUUUAAGUCCACAUCAGAAUCUAAUUUUACUGGUGACAAUUUACCAGAAGUACUCCAUACAGAUGAUAAUGUGGAAUUAGAGGAUAAGAGCUCAAGUGUUGAUGAAUCAGAUGAUCAUACUAUUGAAGCAGGAGAUGAUGAAGAAAAUAUUGAUCCUGAUGAUAUAACUGACGAAGAUAAUCGCAGUGAUGAUGACGAGUCCUCGGAAAGAGAUGAAGAGGAAGAAAAAGACAAUUAUCUUGAUGAUGAAGAGGAAGUUCAGCGUCUAACUAUACAGUCGAAUGAAACUAAAAAAAAGAAAAAAUUUCGUAUAAACGACUUUGUGGAUGAAGAAGCCGAAUUGUCUGGUGAUGAAAAUGAACGAGCAUAUUUCAUGGACGAUGAAGAUGAAUUAGAUCCCAAUGAUGAUGCUAAUGAAGAAUUCGCUGACUUAAUUGACGAAGAUGAUUCAGAUAUUCCAUCAGCUGGUCGUUUAAGACGUCAAAUUGAACGUGUACACCACCGCCUUCAAACUGAUCAAGAUCUACGUGAAAUACGUUAUCUAAAGGAACUUUAUUUUGAAGACGGUGAUUUACAUGCUGAAAAUGGACGAGUUCGUCAGAGACGUUUUCGUUGGCGCGGUUUAGAUAAUGAUGAUCCAUUUGAUGAUCAAAUAAACAUGGAUAAUAGUGGUGGUGAUGAUGAUAAUUCAAGUGAAGAUGAAAAUCAUGGUAUACCUUUUGGUCCUAUAGACAAUUGGUUACGUCGUGGUCCAAUGAAAUCCUCGAAUGAUGAAAAUAAUCAAUCCAUUGAAAAUGAUUAUUUAGAUUCUGACACAAUACAUUCAUCAUCUAAUAAACAAACAAAUGAUAAAGAUCCUAAUGAUUCAGUAUUAGAAUCUGAUGAAGAAAUGGAAAAUUCGAAAAUAGUAACUGACGACUUAUCAAAUGGUGUUUUAUCUUUAGGAAAAAAGGCUUUACUAAAAUCUCAAACGAAGUUGAAAACUCAAAUAGUUGUACGUAAUAAGUUACCAGUCAAUCGUGGAAAGACCAUCAAACCAUCGUCUACGCUUAGAAGCCCAUUGAUCUCUAAUUAUUUCUUGCAACCCAAACCUCAUAAUCUACCUAUUAAUGAAGGUGUUACUAAUGAUGCAGAUAAUAAUAGUAAAGUUGACAAUGUUAUCAUUUCUAAUAAUAAUAAUGAUAAACCAAUUGCUCCUGUAAAAUUUAAUGUUAACAAUACUGGUAGUGAUGUAAGAUUUCAAAUGAUCAGACGUGGUUCUCUAUUGAGUCGUUUUGCUGGGGGCCUUGUUCCUGGUUGUAAAUCUGAAACUACCCAGAUUCAUUCAAAUGUUAACGAUGGUUUCGAUGUCGGUACGUCAAAAAGUGAAAGUCGUCGCGACCAAACACAUCUAGAUUUACGGAGCAAGGUCGGUCUAUCGUGCUUUAGUGUUAUGACGGCUCAAAUUAAACCAGAAAAAAUCGACCCAUUUGAUGAUAACGGUGCAUCUAACCAGAAUUCUCUAAGAUCCCGUAAUUUCGCCAUUAAGCAAAAACGACCAGUUGAUGUGAUUAAACCUAAUUCUGUUUUGUUAAGUCCUCCAAGUUUGAAACGCCAUCGAUCUACUAGUGUGUUUACUGCUCUUCUGUGAAUAAUCUUCUACUCUGUUUUGUUCAGUCAACUGUAAAGAUUUAUUUGAAAAAGCCUUUCAUGUUUUAUAUAUUCCUUUGCUGUAGUUAAUAAAUUCAUGUACUAUAAGCUUUGUUUAAAUCAGUGUUAUCUUUCUGUAUAUUGAGAACACUAAAAUGUGUUAUGUUUUU